Messenger RNA from Microthlaspi erraticum, 672 nucleotides. Lineage: Eukaryota; Viridiplantae; Streptophyta; Magnoliopsida; Brassicales; Brassicaceae. The record is from the annotation of a GenBank genome assembly.
AUGGAAAACCCAUUGAACACCAAGAAGAACACUCUCCUAGUCUCCGGCGAAACCGACGAAGAAGCUCCAAACGAAUUCACACCCCGCGAAAUCCUCCGGCUUUCCGUUUUACAGCCCGAGCCCAUUACCGAGCUUAUUCAAAUCCUCACCGGCAGUAUCAUCAUCGAGCGACCUUUCCCUCCUCCUUCAACUGCGAUAACCAAGGAGAUAUACAUGCCCUCGGACGCUCAGCGCUUGCUCAGAUUUGCAAAAGCAAACACAGAAAUCACUGAAUCCACCGCACUUCCAGGGACAUAUUCAAGAGAAAACAGCAAGGAGAAUGAAUCUGAGUACUACCACAUUCGUUACAUUCACGCCUGUGAAGCUUCAUGGAGGCUCUUCAAUCACCUCAGUCAAGCCAACAUUCGCACCGUCCAGAGGUUACCACCCCAUCCUUAUAAUGUGGGAAGUGUUGGUGUACAAACAACUAGGUUCACCCGUUGGAUCGCGGCAAACAUGACAGAACCACACCGACUGAGAAAUGCAACCGCCAGAAUGUUUUUCCGGUGGGACCCAGCCUUGAGGGAAUGGACAGACAUGUGGAGAGAAUACCCACUCCUGAGUUGUUGGUACCUACGUCAUCGCUCGACGAGAGGGUCUUCUGCGUCGGUAGACCAUCUCUAUUUCGUUUAA